UUUUUCUAUUAUCCAAAACAAAAUAAACACACAAAAAAAACUAAUAAUUACUGGUUUACCAAUUACCAGUGGUUAAAAUUGUUAAGCACCCGUAUAAUGACCACUUUCAAGGGUAAUUUCGGCGACUAUAAAAUUAUCUCAAUCCUGGGCGAGUGUUCGGAAGGUAAGGCUGCAGUGCAUUUGGCCAAACAUAUUCCUUCAAGUACCAUGGUGGCUUUGAAGCGAUUCUACAUGGAUAAAAUGACUAAUGCUGAACAAACCUAUUCAGUUGAACUCGAAAUUGCCACCGCCAAGCAAUUACAACAUCCAAACAUUUUACAAUAUCACACAAACUUUGUUCAUGGUUUCGAUGUCUAUGUGGUAAGCCCACUAAUGGCGUAUUGUUCUUGUAGGGACCUGCUAAAUCAACAUUUCAAUAAUGGUUUACCUCAACAAGCAAUCCUAAUUAUUUUACGUGAUUUAUUGUGUGCAUUAGCUUAUAUGCAUAGAAAUGGAUACAUUCACAGAGCAAUUAAAGCCAGUCAUGUGCUGGUUUCUGAAACAGGCAAAUCUUGCCUAACAGGCUUCAAAUAUUCCUGUUUGAGGGUGCUGAAGGGUAAAUGGCAAAAUAACGUCCAUUCUUUUCUGUCAGACCCAAAACCAGUGUUAAAUUGGACUAGUCCAGAGCUACUGGAGCAAAAUUUACAAGGCUACAAUGACCAAUCGGAUAUGUACAGUGUAGGAAUGUUCAUAUGUGAACUGGCAAACGGUUCAGAGCCUUUUUUAGGUAUGGCGUGUACUUUGAUGCUUACUGAAAAGCUUAGAGGAUGUGUGCCUCAAUUAUUAGACUGUACUACUGUUCCUAGACAGACUGAGGGUGACUGUGUUAUAAGUCCUAUUAUAGUAAAUAGACGUUUUAGUAAGGAUUUACAUGAAGUAACCGGGUUGUGUUUGAGUAGAAACCCUAAUCACAGGCCAAAGGCUGGAAAGUUACUUAACCAUUCUUUGUUUAAAAGUAUUAAGAAAAGAACAUUAUCGUUAAAUGAGUUACUUAAGCCUGCAUUGCCUCUAAGCGACAAAGUAGCAUUUAAUAGAGAAGAUGUAGAGAAUUUAGAUGUCAAUCAUUUUUCAAAUUUGGCCCUCUGUACCUGGGAUUUUUAGGAAAUAUAAAUUUGGUUGUUGUUUUAAUUUGUAGUCGUUCAUUUUUAUAAAGCAUCUUGUUAUGGAUAGGUGCCUACUUAUUAUCAAUGUCAUGGUCUCAGAGUAACACUACAUAUUAUUCGUUCACAAUCCGAUGUCCACUGGUAAGGGUAAAAUGUAUUACCCUUCAAUGCUAUUUGAUAGGGAAAGGCAGGGCCGGAUUUAGGCACAGGCAACCAAGGCAACCGCCUAGGGCGCCAAAUUGACAACAAAUUUAUUUCGAGCGAACAAGUUAAAUUUUAAAAAAAUGUUCUAUAUCACAAGGAUGAUAGGGAGAUAAUAAAAGAUCCAACAACAUUGUCCGGUAAUAGUUAAUUUACGAAUCACCACUCUCACCUGUCACCGCUCAUCAAGACACUUUCGAUCCUCUUUGUCUCAAAACAGAUUGAAUGGACUUUCGCUCUGAGAAUUGAAAAUGUUAUAACCUUCGACCAUUGAACACACUCGAUCCCGAGGGUUAUACCAUGUUAGAUAGUGUAGAUCAGGGAUGUGCCGUAGACUAUGAAAUCUACUUUACUUGGUUUGUCUACUCGUUAUCUACGUAUUGUUUACAUCCACUUUUUUCCAUGUAGACUAUGUAAACUAUGUAGACAAUGUAGACUAUAGUGAAAACAACGGAAAAUUUGAAAUUUGAGUUAUUUUUUUUGAAAUUUUGCAUUGCAUUAAAUUUAUAUUGUAUUCAAUUAGUCAUUAUCUGCAGUUCAAUUAACUUUAAAAAACAAAAAACAAAGCAAAAACAGAAACAUAACGUUAAGGGCUGUCAACUGUCAAAAAUUGUAUACUUUACGCAUUGUCUACAUAUUUUACAAGUUGUCUACAUAGAUUACAUAGUUUACAUUGUCUACGCGUUGUUUACACCAGAACGUAGACAACCUUUAUUUACGCGUAGAUGCGCAUCCCUGGUGUAGAUUAUAGUAGGUCUGUUCUCACAGGAAUUACAAACCAGCCGGAGCGUUUUUGAUUGGCGCAAAUCUCCAACAACCAGUUUUAUGACUAUUUUCAACCAAUGAAAUUCCCUCUGACUGGUUUGUGAUUUCUGUGAGAAUAAACCUAUCAACGAACUCAUCUCUGACUUUGCAAGAUGUUAAGUCAGACUGGUUCAUUUUUAGUGUUGAUAAUUUAAUAGUUUUGAAAAACUAAUUUUGUGUUCAGUUAAUUUGAAAAAUACAUAUUAGGUAUACACGGGUGUCCGGAAAAUAUCGUAAAAGCUCUCCACUACAUAGUAGGGGAUCCUUUGAGUAACCCUGGAAAAAUAAUUUAAAAAGUUCUUCUCGACCAUUCUUGGAAAUAUGGAGAGGUAAAUGUGGAAAUUACACUUCCUUAUUUUUGAUUUUUCUUUCAAAUUGCAAUAUUUUGUACAAAGGGUUAUUAGGCGUCUUUUGUUGAUUCAUUACAUAUUAGUUUUAAAAUAAUUGUUGUUAACCUUUAAAACGCAUUAUGAAAAUUGCAAAAUCUCUAAAUUACAACAGGAAAAAUUGAUCUGACGACAUUUUUCAGUCACCUUCGAAUUUUCCAGGUAAUAACAUAGGUAUUUAAUUUAAUUCUGUGACAAAUUGUCAACGGGAUAUUUUCAGUGUUGCCGAUUUUAAUAAACAUUAAAAUGCUAAUAACUUUCUUAAGAAUGCCACCAGAUUUUUUAAAUUAUUUUUCUGGGGUUCCUUGAAGGGUCCCCUACUACGUAGUGGAAAGCUUUUACGGUAUUUUCCGGACACCCUAUAUAUCUAUUUUUUUAUAUCUACAAUAUAGAUCUGUUCUCACAGACAUCACAUACCUAUCAGAGCAAAUUUCAUUGGUUAUAAACUAUCAGAAAACUAGUUUCUGGCGAUUUGCACCAAUCAAAAAUACUCCGACUGGUUUGUGAUUUCUGUGAGAACAGACCUCAUGUAAUAAGUAAACGUAUGAUAUACGCUUCUGAAAAAAAUAAAGUUACUUUUUUGUCUUACUCUCUAAGCGAUAGCCUAAAAUUCAUUGUUUAUCAUAUUGAUCUUUAACCAUUUUGACAAAUCAAUUUGAGAAGGGGGGCGCCAGAAUUGAACUUUGCCUCAGCAUAAAAUACCUAUUGGACCGGCCCUGGGGAAAGGUGAUAAAUGUACCUGCACCUGUGGACAUCGGAUUGUGAACAGAAUAGAAAUAGAGAGGGCAAGUCUUUCAUAAAAACGCUGGGUUUUUGAUAAAAUGUUGAAACAUGUUUCUUUUAUUUUCAAGUGAAAUAUUAACAAAGUAAUAGGCGAUUUUGUUGAGACAAUGUCCAAAAUUGUGCAAUCAAUUUCUAAUUUUUUACAAGCCCUUAAACAUCGAAAAAACACUUUUCCACUAAUUUUGACCUCCUCUUUUGAUUAGUGAAGUCAAAAAUUUGAAAAAAAAAUUGGAAUUUUCCAAAAACAAAAUUUGAAUUUCAAAAGGCCAUAUUUCGAGAACCAGUGAAGUUAUCGGCAAGAAUCUUUUACCCAAUUGUAGCUCUUGAUAAGGGUUAUAAAAAAGGUUCUCUAAGACUCCGAGCCCAAGGGCUUCUCUUUUAAGAGAAACGGCUUUGGAGUUUUUGCGAAAUUUGGGACAAAGAUUCAACUUUGAGCCUCAAUAUCUUCAAAAGUAUUUAAGAUAGCGAAUUGAAACUCAUUUUAUCUCAAAGAUAAUUUAAUUUUGAUUCAGAAUAUAUAAUUAUGCAUCAUAUUUUGUGCAAUAUUAACUCAGUAAUAAGCGAUUUUGUGAGACAAUGUCAGAUUAUUGAAAUUUUUUGAGCCCAAAAAUUGCAAAAAUCGUUAAACAUAGUAAAACAGCAUAUCAUACAAGAUAAAAGCAAAAUAUUCGUUAACAAAUAGAAUAAUAAAAACAUGGUUAGUAUUCCCCAACUCAACUUUAGCUCCAAUAUCUGAUAGAGCAUAAUGCAUAAGUGAAGAAGUUCUAGAUACAAUACAACAAUUAGAUUGAGAAAGCCGGACCAUAAUUGUCUAACUCUAUGGAAUGGAUUCUGUGGCCAUGGAAUAGUGACCUGAAACAUCACAUUUCAAAUUUAAAAUUGAAGCUCAAGAACUUGAAUUUUUAAACUUGGAAUGUUGAGCACAUUCAAAAAUCCACCCUGUAUUAUAAAAAAAUAUUAAACUAGGCACAACAAGUGUCUUUCCAUUAUCAUUAUAGAAAUAUAUAAAUGAAAAGAAUUUAGAAUAUUUUGGCAUAGAUAGAGGUAGACAUCAUAUUUGACAUAAUUUAACUUUCUCUGGUUUACAUUUUCAAAUCGAAGACCAUAUUUAAAAACUGUUCAUAAUGAAUUGUGAUGUAACCAUCCUGGUCAGUAUCAUAUUUCCUGAAUGCCGAGGUAAGAGUCUAAAAUGAUUUAUUUUCUUUAAAUUCUGUGGACACUAGCAAAACAUUAUACUUACAUGUAAGUUAAUGCAGGCUUGAAUAAAAUCAUCGAACAAUAUGGUCCCGUUUCCAUGUCUAUCAAAUUUCCUGACCAUUGUGUUAAUUAAAUUAUCAGACAAUCUAUAGCCAAACGAUGUUAGGGCCGUUUUGAGUUCCUCUCUGUCUAUGUUUCCUGAAUGAUCUCUGUCAAACGACCUGAAGCAAUUUUGCCAGUCUGUUACGUACUUCCAUAGGGCUCCGAAAUCUUCAAAACUAAUUUGGCCUUUUUGGUGACGAUCAAACAUA
Messenger RNA from Ceutorhynchus assimilis (cabbage seed weevil), 4824 nucleotides. NCBI's taxonomy places the organism in Eukaryota, Metazoa, Arthropoda, Insecta, Coleoptera, Curculionidae. The record is from the annotation of a GenBank genome assembly.